CAGGAGGAGGAGUGAGAAGAGAGGAGCCCGUGAAGGAGCGUGGAGCAGGAUUGCGAGGUGGACAUGGCUCUGUGUGCCGUGUUGUUGAUCUGUCUCUCGCAGGCAGAGCUGACCAGAGUGUGGGCUCAGGAGCAAAGAGGUUCAUUUCAUGGUCAGUCCGCUCAGGCUGAUAGAGGUCCAUCAGACAUCCAGAGAACAAGAAGAGACCAACAGGAUUCCAGCAGACGCACUCAAAACAGAACUGGGCAAGAGUCAUCCAAUGGCGUCUCCAUUGACAUGCUGCCCGACAACAUGACACGUGUGGUGGAGGACUCUCAAAGGUAUUACUCUUGGCGCAGUUUUGGUCCCAGAGACAAGCGAACGCGUGACCUCUGGGUGGAUCUCGAUUCGGUCCAUCAAGGGCCUGUCCUCAUACACGCCAUCCUGUCCAACAACCAUCGACAGGCAUCGCGGGUGGCUCUAACCUUUGACUUCCCUUUCUAUGGACACCAAGUGAGACAAAUCACCAUAGCAACUGGAGGAUUUAUUUUCACUGGUGAAAUCACACACCGCAUGCUGACUGCGACUCAGUAUAUUGCUCCACUUAUGGCAAACUUCGACCCCAGUUUCUCUAAAAACUCCACUGUACGGUAUCUGGACAAUGGUGAAGUGUUUGUGGUGCAGUGGGACAAGGUGAGGCUAAAGGAUCGAGAGUCAGAAGGAGCUUUUACGUUCCAGGCUGUUCUCCAUCGUAAUGGGACCAUUGUUUUCGGCUACAAAGACGUUCCUUUGCCUGUAGAGAAAAUCAACUCUACUGAGCACCCAGUAAAGGUUGGGCUGUCUGAUGCUUUCAUGGCUCUUCGGUCUUCUCCACAGUCUCCAGAUGCUAGACGGAAGACCAUUUAUGAAUACCAUCGGGUGGAAAUUGACACAGCAAAGAUUGUCAAUAGCUCAGCAUUCGAGUUCAGCCCUUUACCCACCUGCCUCCAGUACACCACCUGCGAACACUGUCUCCAGUCCAACCUAACGUCAGGCUGCGGGUGGUGCAAUACUCUACAAAGGUGCUCAGAUGGAAUAGACAGAUACAGGCAGGAAUGGCUGGAUUAUAGUUGUUCUGAAGAGGCAAAAGGCACAUGUGAAGAUUAUGCUCAGGGAGGACCAGACAGUUCAAUCAAUCCUUUUGGUUCUUCAUCACCGCCAGCCACUCCCACCCCUGCAGCCCAACCCGCCAGUUCUGUGACUGAGGAUGACACCAAACAGCACUUUCAACACCAUGGCCAUGACCCUUUAGGUGAGGAUGAGGCACCAGAACACACAGCAAUAAUUGCAGGAGUAGUGGCAGCUCUGGUUCUGCUGGUGUUCCUGACUCUGCUGGCUGUCUACUACAUUAACACACAUCCAACUGUUGCUCCUCCUUUCUACCUCAUGCAGCGCCGCACCAAUAACUAUUGGCCCUCCAUGAAGUUUCGGAAUCAAGGAUGCCAUUCUAGCUAUGCUGAGGUUGAACUUGGGGGUUAUGAGAAAGAGGGAUUCAUUGAGGCAGAGCAAUGCUGAGGAGGCAGGACUUCCUUAACAAGGGACGGACAAAAGAAAGAGUGCUUUAAUUUUAAGGCUAUGAUUUUAGGAACAAAACAAUAAGGUGGUCACAGACAAGGGAUAUUUCGAGACUGUUAGUAAGAUUUUUGUGAGCUUUUCUCCAUCUCCUUACAGUUGUCAGUCCACCUUGUUUCUUUGUGAUGAAGGAGGUUGUAACUGUUACGAAGGCCUGGUGAUUGUAA
Paramisgurnus dabryanus is the source of this 1757-nucleotide messenger RNA. It is a transcript of the gene plxdc1, whose product is annotated as plexin domain containing 1. The record is from RefSeq and is a predicted model, not a curated record. Lineage: Eukaryota; Metazoa; Chordata; Actinopteri; Cypriniformes; Cobitidae.